UUAAAUUCUUUAACGUUGACGUCAUUUUAACGUUUUGUGAUUACCAAUUAUGCUUUCUGUGAUUAAAGAUGUAAUACUUUUAUUGUUAUUAUUAUAAAAUAUACCAUGUAUACAAGACCCGUCUGCUAUCUAUAUAAUAAUUAAUUGUUCACCUUCAGUCAAUAAUCAUAUACUUAUACAUUUUUCCAAAACGUUUUUUUUUUUUAAUUUUGAAGAAGAAAAAAUUCAACAAUGUCAUUAGAACCAGAAGAACAUUUUAAAACCCCUGAAUGGGUUUCCAAGUUGGAAAACAAGCAAAAGAAGUUUAAAAUUAUGGCUUCGGUGCAGAUUGCAGAUCCAAGAAGCAUCAUAAACUGGCACACGAAAUUGGAUCUGGUUCAAACUGUUUAAAUUGCCUAGACAAAUGCCCCGGUUUGGAUCUACAUUUUUGGCGUAAAGUAUGUAGAAACUGUAAAUGUAAAAAAGAAGAACACAAUAUAACAGAAGAAGAUCAAUACGAACAAUUUGAUAUUUUGUUUAACGAUUCCAAAUCAAAUUAUCAACCAGUCAAAGCUACGUUAAAUAUGAUAAUUAAACCGGACGAUCAAAUGGUAAAAGUCGAAGAAACCGAUAGAAAUCAAAAUACAUUCAAGUUUGACUGGGUGCCUCCAAAUAUAAAUAAAGAUCUAGCUUCCGAGUACAUGCAGUUAUUACCGUCAAACAAGUUGCCGAUAAGCGGCAGUGAAGGCGCUUUGUAUAGACGUCAACAGCUCGAAAGACAAGUGCCUUUACACGACUUUAACGCAAAUGUUUGCCAUGAACUAACGGCUGAAGAGGAAAACGCAAUGUCUUUUUAUUUGGAAGACUUAAAGAAAAAUGCUCUUGGACAAGGUUUAAUAAAAAAAUUAGCGGACAAUACUAAUCCACUGCCACUUUUUAAAAAUCUAAACUUGGCGCCUAAACCUUUUAAGAAAAAUCAACUCUCCGAAGACGAAGAAUUUCCACCCCCUCCGCCAGAACUCUUGUACCCUUGCACUACGGAUUUAAAGACUCCACACACGUUCAUUCAAAAUAAAAACUAUUCUAAAGGAGAUAAUAUGUCAGAUUUAACUGAGGCUUGUAAUCCUUUAGACAAUGUGAAUAAUAAUACAACUGAAACGGGUUCAACAGUUUUACCGGCAAAGCAGUCUCUAAACACUCUGACGCCAUAUUCACCGCAGCAGCUUGUAUCUCAUCACGCUCAGAACGAUAAUUUUAAACCUGCUCCCUAUGAUGGAAAUAGCUCUAUAGAUAUAUUGAAAAACAAAAAAGAAUUCAUGCCAUCACACAACGACAUGUAUAUUGUGCCCGAAGGUAGGCAAUUAUUUUGCAAACAGUGUAACGAUAAUGUUUAUCCUGGACAAGUGGCCGUAUUAGCAGAAAGGACAGGAAAAGACGUACUUUGGCACCCGUCGUGUUUCGUUUGUACUACUUGCAAGGAGCUGUUAGUUGAUCUCGUUUAUUUCUUCCACCAAGACAAUGUGUACUGUGGCAGACACUAUGCCGAGACACUUAACAUACCACGUUGUCUCGCCUGUGACGAGUUAAUAUUUCUGAAAGAAUAUACAAUAGCAGAAAACCAUACGUUCCAUGUCAGACAUUUUUGUUGUUUCGAAUGUGAUAAACCGUUGGCCGGUUUAGAGUAUGUGCAAAUCGAAAACCAACCGGUCUGUCUAGACUGUUACCAAUUCAAAUAUGGAAAAAAAUGCGAGACGUGCCGUAAAAAUAUUGUAGCUGGUGACAGUAGGAUCGGCUGGAAAGAUUUGAGUUGGCACGAGUCCCCGGCGUGCUUCAAAUGCUACCAGUGUUAUACGUCGCUGUUGGGUAAAAAGUUUAUGGUGAAAGACGAAAAGCGUCCUUUGUGUAGCCGAGAAUGCGUGAUUGCUUACAAUAACUCCACUGAAAUUUAACACUCCAAUUAUUGUAUAAUUAUUUAACUAUAUAUUACUAACCUCUUAGUUGAUACUUUAUUUUUAUGUAAUAUUUUAGUCGUAGUUACCUUUACUGUUAUCAGUAUAUCAACUAAAAAAAAAAAUAGUCCAUAACUUAAUCGUACUACUUGUUAGACUGCGUAAUAAGAAAAACUACUAAAUUAUAUAAUAUUAUAUUUUUGAUAUGCCAUCUUGCUGUUAUAUUUUGUACAUUGUUAACUGCCGUGCUAAGAAGAAAUGUCCUAACAUAUACAGAUAACAUAUAUAUGUAGAUAGGACAUUUCUAAUAAGCACGGCAGUGUACUGCUCAUUAGAAGACGUUAUUUUAUUUGUACUAAUGCCGAGCAGUUGUAUAAAUGGCAUACUCUGCAACUCAAUAUCCCGUGCAUAUUUUUAAAUUUAGUUUACUAUAAAAUGCUAAUCUAGAUUUCAGUCGAUUUUUGUUUUUUAAAUAUUUAUCUCGCACAUACUUAUAGUUUGUUUUUUUGUUAAAAAAAAAAUACAAGUCAUAUUGCGCUUUUAUUAAAAUAAAAAUAUUUGAACAACAAAAAUUGAACCUUGUGAAAUCUAGUUUUGUAGUCUGUAAGCAAAUUUUAAAAAUAUUAACUGGAUCCGGUUUCCCUAUACGUUCGGCAUUAUAUGCAUAAAAAUUGCGUCAUAAUAAUAAACUAUUUAUAAUAGUUAUUAUUAUUUUUAAAUUAUAUAAGAUUGAAAACUAUUUAUUAGAAAUGGAUUAUAAUAAUAAAUUUAUGAGCACAGCCAUUUUUUUUUUUUACC
Adelges cooleyi (spruce gall adelgid) is the source of this 2726-nucleotide messenger RNA. It is a transcript of the gene Tes, whose product is annotated as testin. Bases 564 to 1928 code for a protein of 454 amino acids. Lineage: Eukaryota; Metazoa; Arthropoda; Insecta; Hemiptera; Adelgidae. Gene Ontology annotation, molecular function: zinc ion binding. The record is from RefSeq and is a predicted model, not a curated record. The transcript has 7 exons.